UCUCUCACCAUCCUAAAAGCAGAUUUGUCCAGUUGAGACAUGUUACGUUUUUUGUGUAUAGCAGGGGCGCUAGGACCGUGAGGGAGAGCGCCUCUAAAUGCAUUUUCAGUAACAUUUUCAGACAGUUAUUUGUAAGCGCGUUUGAGCCGGAUAGCAGUUGAAGCGACUCACAAGGACGGACAUUCACUUUGAGUAGGAAUGAAUAUAAUCCAAUAGUUGACUCUCAUCAAUAAACUUUGCUUUGACCGAAUUGAUUAGGACACUUUAUCAAAGUGGGGACUCGCUCUCUGCGGGACUGUGAAGAGAGAGAGAGAGAGAUAGAUAGAUACCUGUCACACUGAAGCGAUGGGAGAAAUCUGGAGAAUUGAUUUACCCGAUAUUUUUGAAGGGGGCGAAAACGUGAAUUGGAUUUAAACACAGACUAACCUUUUAACAAAAAGUGAGUUGAGUAUACUGCCUCCCACCCAGCACUAUUCCCCUGUAUUGGUGCAACUCAAUAGUGACAGGGCAAGGUAAACAUCAUCUGUUGUCUUUGGGGUCUAACAACAACCCAACGAGGGGACAUGGCACGGUACUACAUUUACUCAUGAUGAAUGUGGUUGGUGAAUGACAAAAGACCCAGUGAGGGGGUUUUCAGGACAAAGCUCUGGCCCUGGGAAGCAGGUUGUUCUCAGAAUUCCAGAGCCUUCACUCAAGGGUCAAAGAUGAGAUGAAGAAUGCCGACAACAGCUUUCAGUGUUUUGCUCAAUGACCAUGUAUCCACAUCCAAACUCUGGCCUGGCUCAUCUCUCCAUCUUAGUCCUGCUCCUCCCCCUCUCUCUGCCAUCUCGAGCCCCCCCUCACCAACACCCCGUCCACCUCCCCUCACUGGUGCCCCAUGCACCCCUGCCCCUCUCCCGCUCUCGCUUUAGUUCCCAGACUCAACUGGACUUCACCACUCACUGCAAUGCCAGCUGUUACCACAAAGGAGAGCAAGAGAGCAGGCGAGAGCACCUGACUGAGCAGCUGGCAUUCGAGACGCUCUAUGCAGACGGUUCUCGUACCCUCACCACUGUGGAUGUGGCGGAUGAGGAUAAUUAUGAGGGCACCAUCAGUCCUGCCAUUCAACCUCCACCAACAAGAGGACGUAGAGUUACCAGUAGGCACAGGCGUCAGAAAAGACAGAUCUACGGGGCUGAUGGGCGCUUCAACAUACGCGGUGACCACUUCCUGUUGGACUACCCAUUCUCCACAGCUGUGAGGAUCUCCACCGGCUGCACUGGGGUCCUAGUGUCUCGACUCCAUGUCCUGACCGCCGCCCACUGUGUGCAUGAUGGGAAGGACUAUGUCAAGGGAGCCCGUAAACUGAGGGUAGGCUUCCUGACUCCUCCGUACAUCAACGGCACCAAGCCCAGCCAGACCCCCACCAAGAAGCCCCUGGUGCGCUGGGUCCGGGUCAAACGCACCCGUGUCCCAAAGGGCUGGAUCCAGGGCCCCCAAGAGGUCAGCAUGGACUUUGACUACGCCCUCUUGGAGCUGCGCUGGCCCCACCGCCGGCCCUUCAUGCGUCUGUCUGUGGCUCCCUCCUCUGACGACCUGGCAGGGAAACGCAUCCAUUUCUCUGGGUUUGACAGUGACAGGCCUGGGGAGCUGGUCUACCGCUUCUGUCCUGUGGAAGACGAGUCUAACGACCUGAUCUACCAGCACUGUGAUGCCCGGCCGGGGGCCAGCGGCUCGGGGGUGUACGGCCGCGUGUGGGACACAGCUCUGGAACGCUGGGAGAGGAAAGUCAUCGGCAUUUUCUCUGGACACCAGUGGCUGGAGAUUGAUGGGGAGAACCGAGACUACAACGUGGCUGUGAGAUUCACCCCGCUGAAGUUUGCCCAGAUCUGUUACUGGGUGCAUGGGAACCGAGUGGACUGUAGUCAGGACUGAGAGAGAAGGGGAGGGGGGAUGGCCUAUAAAAAAAAAGAGGCUAUGAAGUCCAUGACAGAUAACUAUUUAAAGUAAGCACAAAAUCCUUUAAAGGAGAUGUGGAGAGGAAAUUACUCCCCAACUUAGUUUUUAAAAGGGUAAGAGUGAAACUGGAUUUAAUCCUAAUAAAACAUCUACAAUACUAUCGAAGAAAACAGGACUGCUAAACCUUCAUGCACCGUAACAGGUUUCCCUUGGAGGUGUUAACCACUGUGACUAGGAGCCUUGCUGUUUUAUAACUAUGGUAGCAGCCAUUAACUUUAUACUUUGGAAUAAUAUUGAACAGCUUUAGCCAAUGGAGCAAAUAUUGGAUUUUUUUUAUUUUUAGAUAUCAUACUCCCAUUGUUCUCCGUAAUACUGUGGCUGCAUGUUUUCAACAUUUAGGAUCAAAUCUGCGGGUGUGGAGUUGAUCUUACAAAGAGAUGUGGGAGGGGGCCGCUUAUUUGUUUAGGUAACGUCACUUAAGGAUGUGAAUGAUUUUGGAAAGUACAGGGACUUCUCAUUCUGGGUUAGAAAGACACCUGUAAAAUAUCAACACUCAGCCCCAAUGGCCCAGAGGCAUAUCUAGCCACACUGACAAGAUACGGUGCCUCGAUACAACAAACAUGUCAAAAAGGGUCAAAGGUAUCAAUGGUGAAAUCAACAAAAGUCAGACUCUGAAAACCUAAGGGAGUUCCUUACUCAAUGCUGGCAGCAUAAACUACUUGCUUUCAAGAGGGUUAGGGGGUGAAAAUCAGAAUGGUGAUAUUUUUUGUAAAUGCCUAUUUUAAUAAAUAUUUUAGUUUAUCA
This is a messenger RNA of Oncorhynchus keta (chum salmon), 2742 nucleotides long. Its product is annotated as serine protease 23-like. Gene Ontology annotation, molecular function: serine-type endopeptidase activity. The record is from RefSeq and is a predicted model, not a curated record. Gene Ontology annotation, biological process: proteolysis. Lineage: Eukaryota; Metazoa; Chordata; Actinopteri; Salmoniformes; Salmonidae. Bases 748 to 1914 code for a protein of 388 amino acids. The transcript is spliced from 3 exons.